AACUUCCUACCCAACCUGUAGCCGGUUAGUUUAGUGUAUGGUAUGUAUACACUAGACUGACUAGACUAAUGGUUCCUCUCUCUCUCACGCACUGAACUCCACUCUCACUUUCCCAAUCAACUAGUGCGCAGGUAGGUUGACAAGGCGCCCGCCCGGACGGAGUCCUCCAUCCCGAGCCGUUUCGAAUCAACCGUGGCCGACAGACAAGAAAAGAUGGGAGGAGGCCCAAGCACUCGGACACAAAGCCAUCCAAUUGCACACAAUUCGAUUCUGUUCGCCUCCCCGCCUCUCCCCCCUCCCCCAAUUCCUUUCUUCCCUGCCCGCCAUGCUUACAUGGAGUCGUCAACCCUGUGCACGGUUGUUGACCAGUGGAAAUGUUGUUCAUUAGCCACCAUGAGUGGCUUUGUCGGUCGCCUUGGACUGACUGAAUGACUAGCUGUUGGUCUGCCUAAAUCUUCAUCGAAGAGAGGCAUAGAGCAAAGACAAGGGCGAUGUAGUCCAAAAUCACCGGACUUCAAUUGAUCAAUUCUUCGUUGCUACGCUUCAGCAGAAUCAGAUUCAAUCGGCUUGCUCGGCUUCAUCUGAUCACGUACCUACAGUAGUAGGCCGAUUCCGCAACUCCAGUGAAGAGCAAGGGGGAAAGGUGGGUUAAGGUGAGCCCCGUCAAUG
Molecule: messenger RNA, 669 nt
Organism: Aspergillus saccharolyticus JOP 1030-1
Lineage: Eukaryota; Fungi; Ascomycota; Eurotiomycetes; Eurotiales; Aspergillaceae
Exons: 2
Source: RefSeq, a predicted model, not a curated record